Schistocerca americana (American grasshopper) is the source of this 372-nucleotide messenger RNA. Its product is annotated as inverted formin-2-like. The coding region runs from base 1 to 372 and encodes 123 amino acids. The record is from RefSeq and is a predicted model, not a curated record. Lineage: Eukaryota; Metazoa; Arthropoda; Insecta; Orthoptera; Acrididae. The transcript has 2 exons.
AUGGCGUCUGCGCAGUUCCGUGAUGAAGUGGAGCAAAUAAAGCGCUCAAUAACAGCGUGCACUGCGAGCCGCCGGACGGCAAAUGCUUUUGUAAUAGGCCUGAUGGAGCCGCGGCGCGUCCCCGCGAUAUCGCCUCCGGGAACCUCCGCGUCCCCUCCACCCCCUCCAACCCCUCCUCAUCCACGCUGCUCGCGGCGUCACCUGCCCGUCUGCGGAGCCGCGCAGCCGCCGGAGCGCCCUCACUUAAUCCCAGAGGGCGCCGUUAAUGAAGGCGCCCGGCCAGGCACUAACAACCGGCCGCGCCUCGCAAACAGCUGCACGUUAAUCCGGCCGCCAGAACCGGGGUGCAAUCUGCACGGCUCCGGCUGCUGA